This is a messenger RNA of Apus apus (common swift), 2468 nucleotides long. It is a transcript of the gene GSTCD, whose product is annotated as glutathione S-transferase C-terminal domain containing. The record is from RefSeq and is a predicted model, not a curated record. The coding region runs from base 150 to 2096 and encodes 648 amino acids. NCBI's taxonomy places the organism in Eukaryota, Metazoa, Chordata, Aves, Apodiformes, Apodidae. The transcript has 13 exons.
UCCUGCUUCCUCCCCGUCCCGGAUGCCCGGCUGAGAACGGCCGCCCCAGCCGCCCCUGCCCUCAGUUGUGUUUUGUGAGGGAAGGUUGGCUGGGAACGGCUGGUUCAGGCGUUUAUUGGUGAAGACCGGAGCUUCAGCUCAGGAGGAAGAUGAAAGAAAGUGUUGCUGAGGAACAUUUAUAUUUGGGUUUUUCUCAUCAGUACAAAGAUAGUGUCUUUCCUCUUCAUACAUCUAUUUCACUGUUCUUGCUAUCCUACUGUGACUGCAAGUUAUUCAAAGUUUUCUUAGUGCCAACUGGUGAAAAUGUGGAUGAUCAGCUUAUGACAAAAAACCUCCUUGGUGAUCUUGAGGCCCAUGUAAUCUCCAGAUGUCAGCUUCCAUUGAUUGUGCAGAGCUGCUGUUUACCUGCUGUUGUUGUGAAAGAUGGCAAGUUCUGUCGAGCUGGGCUUUCUGUUGUCUUAAGGCAUAUAAUACAGAAGACAUAUGAGGCAGAUCCAUCUAGAAAGGAUGUUUUGGAACUCUUAGGCUUUAAGAAGACCUGCUUAAAAGCCUGUGCUGAAGUUAGUCAGUGGACCAGGCUUUGUGAGAUCAGCAUACCUCGGGCUGUUGAAGGAUUUUUGACGGCGUCUCCUGAGGACUGUCAGGCUAUUCCUCCUCACAUUCUACAACUUGAAAGGAAGCUUGGAGAACCUGUCCGAGUACAUAAUGAUGACAAAAUUCGAAGGCAAAAACUUCAACAACAGAAGGCAGGUGCCAAGGCUGCAGUGCCUGUGCUUGGUGAAGAAGCAACAGAGGAAGGAAAAACAGUGGAGAUGCAUGAACACCCACUCCCAAGUUUGGAACUGAGCGUAGCUUUCUCAAAGCUACUUGUCCAGGAAGUCCCAAAUGCAGUCAACAGGGAGUCCUGCUGCAUCAGGGGAACAAAAACCUCUGAUCUUCCACUGCUGGACCACAUUUUUGCAGAAGGCCUUUAUUUUACCUUGACAGAUAUAGUGCUUUUGCCAUGCAUCCAUCAGUUUUUGGUUUCCAGCAAAAAACAAGGCAAAAAUCUGAUAAAUUUGCCUCUGAUAUUCAGUUGGUAUCAAAGAGUUCAAGAAGUACCUGGAGUAAAGAAAGCUGCUGGCAAAUGCAACAUGGAGUUUCUUCAGCUUCCAGAGUUGGCAUCUCCUCCAGAGGAACAGCCCCAAGACCUCUCUUCAGUUCCUGAUGAACUAGGAGAGGAGAAAGAAGACAGUAAUUUUAUAGGUGGUCCAAGGCCAACUAUGACUAAGUUAAUGGAAAAUGGUAUUGAAGCAAAGUUUUCUCCUCAUCCAUGCCCCAGCUGGACCCUGGACUGGGCCAAUCUACCAUCUGCUGUCAGUCCUGGAGAAGGCAACUCUGGUGUUGCUUGUGUUCCUGGUGCUGCACAUGUGGGAAACUAUUCCUUGUCUUCAGGAAAGAUGUCUAGAGACCGGGCUCUGAGGAAGCAGCAACAAUUGAAUAAUUUGGUAGCAGCGGUGACAAAGCUUGCUAAGCCUGGAGAUGUGAUAGUGGAUUUCUGCAGUGGAGGGGGCCACGUUGGCAUUGUGCUUGCUCACAUGAUGCCAUUGUGUCAGGUGGUGCUCAUAGAAAAUAAGGAGUUGUCUCUGAUCCGUGCUAAAGGCAGAAGUGAUGAACUAGGUUUAAACAACGUUUGGUUCAUUCAAGCAAAUUUGGACUAUUUUAAUGGGACUUUUAAAAUAGGGGUGGCUCUGCAUGCAUGUGGUGUGGCAACAGACAUGGUAAUCGAACACUGCAUCAAGGCAGGAGCAGCCUUUGUCAUCUCCCCUUGUUGUUACGGCUUCAUUCAAAACACAAUGAAGUUUAAGUAUCCACAAAGUCAUCAGUUCAAAGAAAUUUUGUCUUACAAGGAGCACAUGAUCCUUUGCAGAUUUGCAGAUCAGACAGCAGUUCAGCUUCCACCUGAACGCAGGCUAAUUGGAAAGCAGUGUAUGGGGCUUGUGGAUCUAGAUCGGGCACAGGCUGCAGAAGAACGUAAUUACUCUGUCCAAGUUAUAUCUAUGGAGCCAGAGAGUUGUUCUCCAAAGAACAAUAUGCUUGUGGGCAUCCCUACUUAGAGUGUGAAACUUGCAUUUGGUUUGAAGUUGAACAUAAAUCUUCAGUGCAUAAUGACAUCCAGCAGAUACAAGCAGAGCUGGGAACCAGACAUCACACAUGUUGAACCCACUGCAUUUGGAAAAGGAAACAGCACAAAAAGUCUUAGAAAUUGAACUGCCACUGCUAAUUGCAGUGGCUGUUGCUUCCCAUUCUUAAAAAACUUCUUGUCAGAAGAAAUGUUUAAGGACAGUUCAUGUGUCUUUAUACAACCUCUUCAUUGAUUUUAUAUUCACUUUAAAAUUUGAAAAAAGGUGCAAUUGUGGAAUCAAUUGAAAAGAUUAGCCACAGCCAUGUUACUGUAAAAUGAAAAUAAAUGUUCUUCUGUGUUCUGA